AUGCACCUUCGACGUAGAGUCAGCAUCGCAUGGUCUGGCUCGCGAGUUGAUGACCCAUUCCCACGACCGGGAAGCAUGGCCCCGAAGUUGAUAUGGUCUGAGUCUCGUCAGACCUGGUAUACCGUCGAUUCCGAUUCGAAAGGCAACAAGAGGUACUCGAAAGCAGACCCGGCCAGUCCCCAAGCCUCUUCCUCGCCACAACGGCGGACCAGUGUGACCUCAAGCAGCCCGCAAAGCUAUGGAGAGAGACAAAGUCAGGGAGAGCAGAGCAGCAUCUCCAGCAUUACCGAUGGCAUCAACCAAGUUGCUGUCAGUGACCGGACGCGCUUUCAACAGCGUCCUCCUGACUUUUUCAAAGUGGGACGUGUCUUCGCAACCGAGCGACGGCCCUACCGUGGAGAUCUGGACUCUCGUGCCACCGCUGUGCUUGAUAUUGCUGCUGGCCAGGACACUGGCCUUGGUUCCCAGGGCACCGGUCAUCAGAUCUAUGUCGUUGUGAAAGAAGAUGACAGCAACGACACAGAUAUCUGCUACGUACUUGAAGUAAACACUUAUGGACGCCGCGGAGUCGCCAGCCCAGGUGUCGUGAAAGCUGACCAUGGAAUUAUAUAUUCGGGCAGGGAAGAGCCUCGGCCAGAUCCAGACGAAGAACCGGCUCGGCGAGAGGAAGGCAUGUGCGCGGUAGCGCUGAGGGUUGAAAUGCGACUGCCAGACUUGAAGCUUCACUUGAAGUCUCGCAUAAAUUACAGAACACUUCGCCAAUUCCCCAAAGGAGAGCCAGUUCACCAUCUGGGCAUGGUACACAAGCAUUCCAUGGCUUGGUUGAUCGGCCAAAUGUUACAUGUGCAGACACGGUACCAAUCUGGAUCAGCACCUGAAGAAGCCGAUGAUGAUGAUGACGAUGAUGACGAUGACGAUGAUGAUGACGAUGACGAUGACGAUGAUGGGAUUGGCGGCGGCGGCCAGGUAGCCAGCGGUUCUGGUGGCAAAUCGUCUCAGCAGGCCAAUCUGGCACUCGAAGCACAAAAGGCCAAAGAUGCUUACCACCGUAUGAUACGCCAGGGUUUCACCCAAAAUCAGGCUAUCGAGAAAAUUGCCGAGACGCUGAGAAACAAGAAUCAACAAUGGUCAAGGGAAGGAGCCAUAGAAGCUGCUAAAGGAAGGCUGCGGUGUGCGCCCAACGGGAUCAACGGACUCCACCUUCCACGAUACGAAGUCUCCAAGCAUACCUUGAUUCUUUUUCAGUUGGCCGAACAUUUCCAUCAAUUGCUCACUUCGAUACGUGGAUACUGCUCUUUAGCCUCGCCUUGCGCGGGCCUGGGCGAACAUCCUGAUCAUACUAUGAACGAUUUGGCAACGGAUUACUUUACUAGAGAAUGA
Molecule: messenger RNA, 1380 nt
Organism: Pseudocercospora fijiensis CIRAD86
Lineage: Eukaryota; Fungi; Ascomycota; Dothideomycetes; Mycosphaerellales; Mycosphaerellaceae
Exons: 6
Coding region: 1-1380 (459 amino acids)
Source: RefSeq, a predicted model, not a curated record